Rhodamnia argentea is the source of this 354-nucleotide messenger RNA. RefSeq names its product transcription factor MYB105-like. Gene Ontology annotation, molecular function: DNA-binding transcription factor activity, RNA polymerase II-specific; RNA polymerase II cis-regulatory region sequence-specific DNA binding. The coding region runs from base 1 to 354 and encodes 117 amino acids. The record is from RefSeq and is a predicted model, not a curated record. Gene Ontology annotation, biological process: regulation of DNA-templated transcription. The transcript has 2 exons. Lineage: Eukaryota; Viridiplantae; Streptophyta; Magnoliopsida; Myrtales; Myrtaceae. Gene Ontology annotation, cellular component: nucleus.
AUGGAUCCGCGAAUCAACGGGAGAACUUUCUGCGAGGAAGAAGAGUAUAGGCUCUUGGCCACUCGCAAGGUGUACGGGAAGAAAUGGGCCAUGAUUGCUCGGUUAUUUUCCGAGCAGACCGAUAAUGUAGUCAAGAAUCACUCAGAAGUUGGGAAAAGUUGCAAGUUCAGGUGGUUCAACCAGCUCGAUUCGCAAAUCAACAGGAGAGCUUUCAGUGAGGGAGAAGAGGAGAGGCUCUUGGCCCCUCACAAGGUAUGCAGGAACAAAUGGGCCAUGAUUACCUUGUUAUUUCCUGGAUGGACUGAUAAUGUGACCAAGAAUCACCGGGAACUUGGUUACGCUAGUUAUAUUUAA